UUAUUUGAGGAGCUCUUCAGUCCCCUUGUUACCCCUAUAGUACUCUGCUUUUCCCUGCGUCACAAAUCGAUGGAGAUCGUGGAUUUUUUCCGUAACUUUACGGUAGAUGUUGUCGGAGUGGGGGAUGUGUGUUCCUUUGCACAGCUGGACGUCCGCAAGCGAGACAACAAAAUAGAUGAUAGGGACGAUGAGGAAGAGCCUCAGCCAUCCCUGAGGACCAACAUGUUUACUCCAGAUCAAAGCCCCUCACAGGAGGGCAAGAUCCAGAUGUCCCUCAUGCACUUCCACCUUACAAACCCAGAGUGGAAACCUCCCAAAGAAUGCAGUCUGUUCAUCAAUGACAUCAAAGAAAAAGCCAAUAGAAACACUACUUCUCUAAGCAUCUUUAACCCUGUGACCCAGAAUAUGGUGAUGUCAUCUCAGGGGUCCCUUACAGGGUAUCUUUCUGGACUACAGCCCAGUGGAGCAGGAGCCCUGGGGUACACCAGCCUAGCGUCAAGCAUCGCCAUACAGAGCGGCAUGUACCCCCAGUCUACUCAAGUGUCCAUGGCCCCCAGUGUGAGUGGGGUCCACCAUAGGCUCCGGGGGGCCAUAUCCACCGCUGAAGGACCCUUGGAACGGUCCAUCGGUGGACCAGUGGGAACCAUGCAGGGCUCGACCAGCAUGAUCGGCAGUGGGUUGGGGGGAUACCACUCCAUAGGAAGCUCCAAGCCGAGUGUGGACGAGGGCUCGCUCGAACUGCUGUCACAUGACAUGAGUGUCAGCGCGCUGUACCUACACGACCUUCAGUCUCGCAAACAGAGAGGUCAAGGUCAAAUGGGAUAUGAAAAUAUAGAGGAAAUGCGUGCUAGGAACCUGUGGCAGAGACAGGACAGUAACCAAGGCCCAGUGCAUGCUGGGAUGCCUAAUAUACAGGAGAAGAGGGAAGAGGAGGAGAAAGAUAGUGGAAACACGGAAACCAUUGCUAAAUCUGUCUAGUGCCAACAAAAACUCCCACAAUGCAUAGCUUCUUGCUGGCAGCCACUUACUGUAACUACCAGCUGUUUGUGCUGACUGUGUGUCUGUGACUUAUAUACCAGCUAUCUGUUUUGUGCGAUAUCAUGUGGCAUUACAUGUACUUUCACCAUGUGUUAACCUUAUGAACUUGUUGGAUUUUAUUUAUUGACAUUUACUUUGUUUUAUUGCAUUCAGAUAUAUAGACAUGUACGUACAUGUAUGAUAUAAGGCACAUUAACCAAUAAAUACGUGUACAAUGUGUAUUAUGCUCCUAAAGCGGACAUGAGGUACUUUUCAUGUAACAAAAGCUGAAUUGUUUAUCUUGAUAUGUAGAAUUGAUCAGAUGUGCUUUGUCAGUAUCAGCUAUCAGUAUGAACCGGAAUGAACGAUCAGAUCUC
This is a messenger RNA of Magallana angulata, 1394 nucleotides long. RefSeq names its product autophagy-related protein 9A-like. Gene Ontology annotation, cellular component: autophagosome; phagophore assembly site. The transcript has 5 exons. Bases 70 to 978 code for a protein of 302 amino acids. Gene Ontology annotation, biological process: protein localization to phagophore assembly site; autophagy of mitochondrion. NCBI's taxonomy places the organism in Eukaryota, Metazoa, Mollusca, Bivalvia, Ostreida, Ostreidae. The record is from RefSeq and is a predicted model, not a curated record.